AUGGAUGGUAAACUUAGUACAGGGAAGAAGCUGAACGCAACGGUGAAGAGAGUUGCAGAGAUGGAACAUGAAUUGGAUCUGGUUCUUAGUUUGCUUCUAUCUUCGGUGACAACGAGAGAAUGUGGCUGUCCCAGUCAUCAUGUUUCAUUUGGUUACCAAGAUUGUCACUCUCAGUGUCCGAUCUUGAUUUACACGUUAGUUGGGGUGGACCUUCCUUCAAAAGUCUUUAUGAGCGAGUCACUAGUUAGGCUGAGGAUAGAAUAUCAAAAAGUUGAUGUGGAACAUGUUUUACUUCCAAAGCUUAAGACUCUCUAUCUUCGUUCAGUUUUGUUAGGAAAAGCUAGUGAUUACUUUAACAAGCUUAUAUCUGGUUGUCAUGUUCUAGAGGAAUUGUUUCUGAUUGAUGUCUACUCUGAUGACGAUAUGUUGAACCGCUCUAUGUCUUCUAAAAUGCUUAAGAGAUUGAAGCUAUAUUAUAGUAUUAUACGUAAUAAGGUUCUGAAUACUGUUUCAUUCGAUACACCUAAUCUUGUCUACUUGGAAUACUCUGAUUAUGUUGCGGACAAGUACCCGAAAGUGAAAUUUUGUUCGCUUGUUGAAGUUAGUCUCAAUAUUCGAAUGAGCUAUGGAGAUUUUGAUGCUAAUGCUACAGAGUUUCUUAUGGGAUUUAACAAUGUUCAGAUCCUUCACUUAUCUGACAACUCUGUUGAAGUACUUACUUAUUGGUGUGAACCAAUACCUGUAUUCAAGAGGCUGGUUUAUUUAACUAUAAGCACUCUCAGUCAUGGAAUAUGGGAAUCAUUCCCGGCUCUACUCAAGAACAGUCCGAAUCUAGAAACACUCGUCUUCGAGAUGCUUCCUAGAGUAGCUUCAGCUAAUUGCAACAUCCAAGUUAUUUCUAACAGCUGCGUAUCGUCUUCCUUUUUCCCAAGUGGACUCAUCUCUCUUCAGGAAGAUAUAAGAGAAUGUGUGGAGAAUGGGCAAGUGGAAGUCGAGCAUGUUCCCGAAAAUGAGCAAAAUGUGGAUAUCUUGACUCUUGAACUCAGACGAAACAAGUUUAAAGAAAUGAGGGAUCUCAUUGGCAUGAGAGUUUUGGAAGAAAAGGAGUUUAAGCUUAAGAGGGAGAAUGUUGACAUAAGCUUGAAGAUAGUUUGA
Camelina sativa (false flax) is the source of this 1155-nucleotide messenger RNA. The record is from RefSeq and is a predicted model, not a curated record. NCBI's taxonomy places the organism in Eukaryota, Viridiplantae, Streptophyta, Magnoliopsida, Brassicales, Brassicaceae.